Rhipicephalus microplus (southern cattle tick) is the source of this 1630-nucleotide messenger RNA. Its product is annotated as serine protease inhibitor swm-1. NCBI's taxonomy places the organism in Eukaryota, Metazoa, Arthropoda, Arachnida, Ixodida, Ixodidae. The record is from RefSeq and is a predicted model, not a curated record.
GCAUCGUUCUCAUGAAGAACAAGAUGUAGCUCUCGCAUUACUGAAACAAUGAACGCUAUGAGUCCAGCUGUUGUUGUGACUUGUUAGCCUCAGUACUUGGCACUGUUGUCCGGAGGGAGGAUAGUUGAACUUCAUAUUAUUACAAAUUGAGAUGAAGUGGGGAGUGUUGGCGCUUGUUUUCAUUUGCCUAAUCGGGUCUGUAACCGCUCGCAGGCUGCAGAGGCCUCGACUUUGCGGCCGGAACGAGAGACCCACGAGGUUCAUGCCACGAAGAGAGCGAUUCUGCAGCCCCCGGAUCACGAGGCCAUCGUUGCUGAGGGCUCGGCGUUGGUGCGUCUGCAAGAGUGGAUUCGUCCGCAACGCUUGGGGCCAGUGCAUCAGGCACGAGGACUGCGACAGCUGCAAGGCGUUGCCGCGCAUGGACUUCAACGUGUGCGAGACGGACUGCCCGCUGACCUGUGGCAGGCCCAUUCCUUUCUUCUGUUACGUGCACUGUGUUCGCGGCUGCGCAUGUCCUCCGGGAUUCGUGAUUGACCGCAGGACUGUCAGGAGGGGGUGCGUGUCUGCGAAGGUAUGCCCUCCCAUGUGCCCGCAACACUCAAGUUAUCAGCAGUGUGUUUCCUCUUGCGAGCCAAGGUGCGACGUCCUGCGGCCAAAGCACUGUAUCAAACAGUGUCAUGCUGGUGACUGCGUAUGCCACAAAGGCUUCGCCAAGUUAUACGAAGGGGGCUUGAUGCGCUGCGUGCCCACGUUAAUGUGCCCUAAGAGAUACGAGGACUUUUAUGGGCAACUAUACUUUGUGAACAUCGGGCGUUAGUCAGAAUGCAGCCAUUGUAAGCGUAGGAUUUCCUGAAAUAUUUACAAGUCGGAACUGUGGCGCUAAAAUCGUGACUUUUCUGAGUAUAUUCUUGCUGCUUCGAAUGUACUUGUACCUUUGUUGAACGUUUCGUUUUGAUUUAGGCAUAGCAAAAAAGCACUUCUUGCUGUCAACCUCGUUACCCGACUUGAAUUUGAAAGUUAGAAAGAGGUAAAAAUGAAAAAGUGGGACUGGAAAACUUAUGCUAAACUUUGUCUUGCCACGAAAUGGCUCCACAUGAAGUCAAUAAGCUGAAGUUUAGACAAAUCCUUGCAUUACCCACGAUUUUUACGUUGGCUCAGGAACCAGGUAUUUCAGCUCUUAUAGGUACUCGCGCCAUACUUCUGCACUGUGUACUGUAAUAAAACCGUAACUGUAAGCACUCAUAGGACGCUGAAGUGUGUGCCACUGGAUCAUCUGCAUAAGGUAGCGUCCUUGAACGCAGCACGACAGCUAUACGCUUCUUAUACGAAGCGAGUAUGGGAACAAAGUACCCUUAAAAAAGUUUUGUGCCUUGUGCAAAGCAAUGCGUGCCUAGGUACCGUCCGUUUGAGCCAUCAUUUCUAGAAUGGCUUCUUCGUAGAGUCAGAAAGUCAACUUCGCUGUAUGAUUCCUUUGUGUCGACAGUGCACUAAAUAUGCUUUCUCUGUCAACAUAGAUAACGUUUUCUGUCUUUAAACAUAGGUUGUGCCGCUACUGCGUUGAGGUGUUCUUGUUUGAACUGUAAACUUUAUGGUAUACUGAGAUAGUGUAAAUAAAAUACUACUUCCGGAA